This is a messenger RNA of Pieris napi, 1573 nucleotides long. RefSeq lists its product as uncharacterized. Lineage: Eukaryota; Metazoa; Arthropoda; Insecta; Lepidoptera; Pieridae. The record is from RefSeq and is a predicted model, not a curated record. The coding region runs from base 136 to 936 and encodes 266 amino acids. The transcript is spliced from 6 exons.
CUGUAGGUAUAUACCAACAAGUGACGCUUUCUUAGAAUGAAAUUUUCAUUUUAAUAAAGCAAUUCAAUUAACCUUAUCAAUUUUAUAGGUUGUUCAUAAUAUUUUUGUGUAAUUUAAACCUUGCUUUAAGUCACAAUGCUGAGACAUAUAACAUUACUGAUAUUGAACGUAUUAUCAGUAUACUCAAAACCGGACGUUUUAAUGACUGAACAUUUAAAAUUUGCGAAAGUGCGUGCAGUGUGUUCGAAAGUUGACGUUAUCUGUAAAAGUAAUUCAAGUAAUGUUUGUGCGGUGCGAUUAACUCAGGAAAUUAUGGAUUACAGGGAUUUUGAAAACACGUGCUUUUUGUAUAUGACCAAUAUGUGUGAUAAUCCUGCGCAAGAAUACGCCAUCGUUGUAUCUGGAUCAUGUAGCGAGUUCUUAAACAUCCGGAGAAGUAAUGUAAUAAACGCCCCAAUAGUUAAAAAGGCAGAACGAAACUCAACAAUCAAGUUUCAAUUUAAUACCACCCAACAACGAAAGGGUUUCAAACAUUUGCGAGCCCAUCCAGAGACAACAUGGAGCACCCUCUACGACAUAGAGACAGCAUUUGACUACCACCUCUGCCCCAUGUCCUGUCCAAACACAUAUGAUCCUGUGUGUGUCGCUGUCAACCGAGGCCAUGGAUUGUAUUUUAAGUUCUACACAUUCGUGAACCACUGUGCGGGUGAUUUGUACUAUUGCAAACAUUGGGAAGAAUUCAGUCCACCACCAGAUGAAGGGGAAUUGGUGAAAAGUUCUCCGCUUAGCUGGUCUUAUUGUGCAUCUAAUAAAUAUAUUCAAUACGCACGAUUUAGUGAGGUAACAUCAUCCAUGGGGUAUUAUGGAUGGCUGGCGGGCGACUAUAAAUACAGCCACAUUAUGGAGCCUCAUGAACGAAUUCCCGGCCAUGGAUAAUUUAAGAUUAAAAUUGUAUAUGCAAGAUUAUUAAUUGUAAAAAUUUAAUUACUCUGAAAUAACUAAAUUGUAUGUAAAUGAUCAGUCUAUGUUAGUCAAUAAAUAAUUAUAAGUUAAAAUACAUAACAGUUAUGGAAAUGACAGACAGUUCUAUAAAUAUCGUUGGCUAAUUCACUAGCGAACUAUUAUAAUUAAUUUUGUUACGCAAUGCUUAUUAAUUCACAAAAAAAAAAAAUUAUGUUUCGUAUUAUUACGACACCAUUUCAAAUUUAAUGCAGUGCUGUCAACAAAACAAAAGAAAAUGUAGAUGAAAAAUAGAAAAGUAACGAUACGUUUUGCUAUGAAAAACAUAAAAGGCGCUCCGUGGACAUAGGUGGAACUAGACAGAGACACGACUAUACAUUGUUCGAAUUAAAAUAUAUAAAUAUAAUAAUAAUACUUGAUAAAACUUGCGUUAAGGCCUAGAAAAAGGCUGGUAAACCACAACACUAGGAUUGUCUAGCUCUAGGAUAAAAUGAAAAUAAUACCUGAUUUUAUUUUAUAUUUAUUGGAUUUUAUUUUUGCUCUCAAACAUCACACAUGUCACAAUGAGGACAAUCAGAUACUUAUAUAAUACUAGCUGACCGGGCUAACGUCG